Molecule: messenger RNA, 720 nt
Organism: Homarus americanus (American lobster)
Lineage: Eukaryota; Metazoa; Arthropoda; Malacostraca; Decapoda; Nephropidae
Product: basic salivary proline-rich protein 2-like
Exons: 2
Coding region: 1-720 (239 amino acids)
Source: RefSeq, a predicted model, not a curated record
AUGGUGGCGUACUUAGGACUCUCCCAGGAGGUGGCACCCCAGGCCCUCCCAGCUGCAGCGCGUCCUCAGUGGACCUCUCAGGACUGGUUACACCCAGAGAAGCCUGUCAAGGGUCCCUACAGUGACAGUUCACCCUGGGGCCUUCCCAUUUGCCCUACCAUAUCCGACGGCUUCAGGGGCUAUCCCAGGGGUGUAGAUGCUCCCAGGGGACCUACAAGGGGCCCUGUCAGGGGCUGUGGUGCCCCCAGUGGCCCUACCAAUGAUUGUGGCGCCGUCACAGGCGCUCCCAGAGGCGGUUGCGCCCCCAGGGACCCUCCUAAGGGCGACGUCGCCUUCAAAGGCUGUCCCAGGGGCGAUGGAGCCCUCCGGGGCCCUCCCAGGGGAAACUGCACCCUCAGUAGCCCACUUAGGGGCGACGGCGCUCCCAGGGGAAUUCCCAGAGGCAGCGGCGCUCCCAGGGGACCACUCAGGGGUAAUGGUGCCCCCAGGGGCCCUCCCAAGGAUGGUGGCAUACUUAGUGGCUCUCCGAGGGGAGGUGGCGCCCACAGGGGUCCUCCCAGCUGCAGCGGCAUCCUCAGUGGGCCUCUCAGGACUGGUUACACCCUGAGAGGCCUGUCAAAGGGUAACGACGCCCCCAGGGGCUCUUUGUAUGAGCAGCAGCGCCCCCAGGGGCUCUCUUUAGGAGCAGCGAUGCCCCAGGGGCCCUCCCAGGGGCCCUAA